This is a messenger RNA of Thamnophis elegans (Western terrestrial garter snake), 2238 nucleotides long. RefSeq names its product gastrula zinc finger protein XlCGF26.1-like. The transcript has 4 exons. The record is from RefSeq and is a predicted model, not a curated record. The coding region runs from base 300 to 2225 and encodes 641 amino acids. Gene Ontology annotation, biological process: negative regulation of transcription by RNA polymerase II. Gene Ontology annotation, molecular function: RNA polymerase II cis-regulatory region sequence-specific DNA binding; DNA-binding transcription repressor activity, RNA polymerase II-specific. Gene Ontology annotation, cellular component: transcription regulator complex; PcG protein complex. Lineage: Eukaryota; Metazoa; Chordata; Lepidosauria; Squamata; Natricidae.
GGAGAGGCAGUAGUUCCCUUACGAGACGCUCUAUCUAAGAACAGUAAAAGAGGGUUCUUUACAGGGUUUCGCCACUCUAGGAUGCAGUAGUCUUUGACCCACCGUCUGAGAGGCCUGGGGAGCGCGGGAAUUUUUGGCGGGAAGGAUUUGCCUCAGAAGGCCUGAAGGAGCGGAGCCCCCUCCCCCUCUGAAACCGGAAAUGGGGCGGGGCGAGUGAGUGGGGGGGAAGGUCCGCUGUGAGCUAAGGCGGCAUCGGAGGGGAUUUCAGCCGUUCGGGCUGCGCUGAAGCCCGAGACCGAAUGGAGGCCCGGGGGUGUCCCCUUCAGGCGGGGAGCGGCCUCUCCGAGGGCCCCCGCAGCUGCGAGGCUGAGCGCUGGCGCUUCCGCAGCUGCGGCUUCCGGAAGGCCGAGGGGCCGCGGGCGCUUUGCAGCCGCCUGCACCGGCUAUGCCGGGGGUGGCUGCGGCCCGAGCGGAGCAGCAAAGCCGAGAUGCUGGACCUGGUGGUGCUGGAGCAGCUGCUGGCCCUGCUGCCCCCGGAGUUGGCGGGCUGGCUGAGGGAGUGCGGGGCGGAGAACUGCGCCCAGGCGGUGGCCCUGGCCGAAGGCUGCCUCCUCGGCCCCGCAGCCGCCCCGGAGCCCGGAAAGGGGCGGCAGUUGCAGGAGCCAUUCAUUGAGGAGAUCUCAGCAGAGCUCCAGGAAAGAGGAGAUCCAUCCAAUGAUUCUGAAGAGCUUCUUUUCAGGAGGAUCCAACAGGGACUACCUUGCCAGGGCUCUGAUCCCUUUGAGGUGGUUGCUGUGGACUUCACAGAGGAGGAGUGGGCACUGCUGGAUUCUAGCCAGAAGGCCUUCUGCAGGGAAGUCAUGCUGGAGGUUACUAUGAAUAUGGCUGCUCUGGGUGGUGGUGAUGGGCUGGAGAAUGAGAAGCAGCGGAGGUUAUUUAAACCACAAUAUGCAGUGUCUUCAAAGAGCCAAAGUGAAUUCUGUACAAGUCGUAAUCUGAUGGACCAUCAGAAGAUCCCCUCAAAUGACAAAACAUAUAGCUGCAUGGAGUUUGGAAAGAGCUUAAGUGAGAGUAGUGAUAUUAAUUGCCAUCAAAGGAUUGACACAGAGGACAGACCCUAUAAAUGCAUGGUGUGUGAAAAGAGGUUUAUUGACAAAUGGCACCUUACUUUCCACCUAAGGAUGCACGAAGCGGAAAAACCAUAUAAAUGCAUGGAGUGUGGGAAAAGCUUUUGUCAGAACUCAGACCUUAAUUGUCAUAAGAGGAUCCACACUGGGGAGAGACCAUAUAAAUGCAUACAGUGUGGAAAAGCAUUUGCUCGCAAAAAUAAUCUUACUUGUCAUGAAAGAAUCCACACAGGGGAAAAACCAUUUCAAUGUACAGAAUGUGGAAAGAGCUUUGCUCAGAAAGUACAGCUUAAAUCUCAUAACAGAAUCCACACUGGGGACAGACCAUAUAAAUGCAUGGAAUUGGGGAAGAGAUUCACUGAAAGUAGUGAUAUUAAUUGCCAUCAAAGGAUUGACACAGAGGACCGACCAUAUAAAUGCAUGGAGUGUGAAAAGAGCUUUAUUGACAAAUGGCACCUUACUUUCCACCUAAGGAUGCAUGAAGCGGAAAGACCAUAUAAAUGCAUACAGUGUGGAAAAACAUUUACUCGGAAAUAUUAUCUCAUUAAUCAUGAAAGAAUCCACACAGGGGAAAAACCAUUUCAAUGUACAGAAUGUGGAAAGAGCUUUGCUCAGAAAGGACAGCUUAAAUCUCAUAGCAGAAUCCACACUGGGGACAGACCAUAUAAAUGCAUGGAGUUUGGAAAGAGAUUCACUGAAAGUAAUGAUAUUAAUUGCCAUCAAAGGAUUGACACAGAGGACAGAUCAUAUAAAUGCAUGGAGUGUGAAAAGAGCUUUAUUGACAAAUGGCACCUUAGUUUCCACCUAAGGAUGCAUGAAGCGGAAAGACCAUAUAAAUGCAUGGAGUGUGGAAAAAGCUUUUGUCAGAACUCAGGACUUAAUAGUCAUAAGAGGAUCCACACUGGGGAGAGACCAUAUAAAUGCAUACAGUGUGGAAAAGCAUUUACUCACAAAAAUAGUCUUACUUGUCAUGAAAGAAUCCACACAGGGGAAAAACCAUUUCAAUGUGCAGAAUGUGGAAAAAGCUUUGCUCGGACAGGACAACUUAAUUCUCAUAAAAGGACCCACACAGAAGAGAGACCAUAUAAAUGCAUGUAGUGUGGAGAAAACU